Messenger RNA from Cavia porcellus (domestic guinea pig), 9081 nucleotides. RefSeq names its product SH3 and multiple ankyrin repeat domains 1 (gene Shank1). Gene Ontology annotation, cellular component: postsynaptic density; dendritic spine; postsynaptic membrane. The transcript has 26 exons. Gene Ontology annotation, molecular function: synaptic receptor adaptor activity; ionotropic glutamate receptor binding. Lineage: Eukaryota; Metazoa; Chordata; Mammalia; Rodentia; Caviidae. The record is from RefSeq and is a predicted model, not a curated record. The coding region runs from base 187 to 6750 and encodes 2187 amino acids.
CCUGCCCCCUCCCCGGCCCGCUCGCCCUGCGGGGCGGUGGGGCAUGGCCUGAGGGUCCCCUGUCUCCGGGGGGGUGGGGGGUGGGGGGAGGGGGGAGGGGCCGCGGGCGCCGCCGACCGGGACUCCGCAGCCCCGCCAGGCAGCCGCCUGUGAUGCUGCCGUCCUCCACUGCCCCGUGGCCCCACGAUGACCCACAGCCCUGCGACAAGCGAGGACGAGGAACGUCACAGUGUCAGCGAGUGUCCCGAGGGGGGCUCAGAGUCCGACAGCUCCCCAGACGGACCAGGGCAAGGCCUCCGGGGGACCCGGGGCCGGGGCAGUGGGGCACCUGGUAACCUGGCCUCAGUCCGAGGCCUCCAGGGCCGCUCCAUGUCUGUCCCUGACGACGCCCACUUCAGCAUGAUGGUCUUCAGGAUUGGCAUCCCGGACCUGCACCAGACAAAAUGCCUGCGCUUCAAUCCGGAUGCCACCAUCUGGACAGCCAAGCAGCAAGUGCUCUGUGCCCUGAGCGAGAGCCUGCAGGAUGUGCUCAACUAUGGGCUCUUCCAGCCGGCCACCUCAGGUCGAGAUGCCAAUUUCCUGGAGGAAGAGCGGCUGCUGCGAGAGUACCCCCAGUCCUUCGAGAAGGGGGUCCCCUACCUGGAGUUCCGAUACAAGACCCGAGUUUACAAACAGACCAACCUGGAUGAGAAGCAGCUGGCCAAGUUGCACACGAAGACGGGCUUGAAGAAAUUUCUGGAGUAUGUGCAGCUUGGAACGUCUGACAAGGUGGCACGGCUGCUGGACAAGGGGCUGGACCCCAACUACCAUGACUCGGAUUCAGGAGAGACCCCUUUGACCCUGGCGGCCCAGACCGAAGGCUCCGUAGAGGUGAUUCGAACCCUGUGCCUGGGCGGGGCCCACAUUGACUUCCGGGCCCGAGACGGCAUGACAGCACUACACAAGGCCGCCUGCGCCCGACACUGCCUGGCGCUCACGGCACUCCUGGACCUCGGGGGCUCCCCCAACUACAAGGACCGCCGUGGGCUGACCCCUCUGUUCCACACGGCUAUGGUGGGGGGCGAUCCCCGAUGCUGCGAGCUGCUUCUGUACAACAGGGCCCAGCUGGGCAUCUCGGACGAGAAUGGCUGGCAGGAAAUCCACCAGGCCUGUCAGCGGGGCCACUCCCAGCACCUGGAACACCUGCUUUUCUACGGAGCUGAGCCUGGAGCCCAGAAUGCCUCCGGGAACACAGCCCUGCACAUCUGUGCUCUCUACAACAAGGAGACCUGCGCUAGGAUCCUCCUCUACCGAGGGGCCAACAAAGACGUGAAGAAUAACAGUGGACAGACACCCUUCCAGGUGGCAGUGAUUGCUGGGAACUUCGAGCUGGGGGAGCUUAUCCGAAACCAUCGGGAACAGGACGUGGUGCCCUUCCAGGAAUCCCCAAAGUAUGCAGCCCGGCGACGGGGACCCCCAGGAGCCGGGCUGACGGUGCCCCCUGCACUGCUCAGGGCCAACAGUGACACCAGCAUGGCGCUGCCUGACUGGAUGGUAUUUUCCGCCCCGGGGACAUCGUCCUCGGCGGCCCCUGGCCCUACCUCGGGGCCCCAGGGCCAGUCACAGCCCUCAGCCCCCACAACCAAGCUCAGCAGCGGGACCCUCCGAAGUGCCAGCAGCCCCCGGGGUGCCCGGGCCCGCUCCCCAUCCCGAGGGAGACACCCAGAGGAAGCCAAGAGGCAGCCCCGAGGACGGCCCAGCUCCAGCGGGACGCCCCGGGACGGACCCACCGGGGGCACAGGGGGCUCUGGGGGCCCUGGGGGGUCCCUGGGCAGCCGAGGACGGCGACGGAAGCUCUACUCAGCAGUUCCCGGACGCUCCUUCAUGGCUGUGAAGUCCUACCAGGCCCAGGGCGAGGGGGAGAUCUCCCUGAGCAAGGGCGAGAAGAUCAAAGUGCUCAGCAUUGGGGAAGGAGGAUUCUGGGAAGGCCAGGUCAAAGGUCGAGUUGGCUGGUUCCCCUCUGACUGCCUGGAAGAGGUGGCAAACCGAUCCCAGGAAGGAAAGCAAGAAAGCCGCAGCGACAAGGCGAAGAGACUCUUCCGACAUUAUACUGUGGGCUCCUACGACAGCUUUGAUGCCCCAAGCUUGAUGGAUGGGAUUGGCCCAGGGAGUGUGUGUUCACCUGGCACGUCUCCGGCUCUGGGCACUGCCGAUUACAUCAUUAAGGAGAAAACAGUCUUGCUGCAGAAGAAAGACAGCGAAGGGUUUGGGUUCGUGCUCCGGGGGGCCAAGGCGCAGACCCCCAUCGAGGAGUUCACCCCCACUCCGGCCUUCCCGGCACUGCAGUACCUGGAGUCUGUGGACGAGGGGGGCGUGGCAUGGCGGGCUGGACUGCGAAUGGGAGACUUCCUUAUCGAGGUGAAUGGGCAGAAUGUGGUGAAGGUCGGCCACCGCCAGGUGGUGAACAUGAUCCGUCAGGGCGGCAACACGCUCAUGGUGAAGGUGGUGAUGGUCACCAGGCACCCGGACAUGGAUGAGGCUGUCCAUAAGAAAGCCCCUCAGCAGGCUAAGCGACUCCCGCCCCCGGCCAUCUCCCUGCGUUCCAAGUCCAUGACCUCAGAGCUGGAGGAAAUGGUCUCCCCCUGGAAGAAGAAAAGUGAGUAUGAGCAGCAGCCUGCACCGGUGCCCAGCAUGGAGAAAAAGCGGACUGUGUAUCAGAUGGCGCUCAACAAACUGGACGAGAUCCUGGCUGCAGCCCAGCAAACCAUCAGCGCCAGCGAGAGCCCUGCACCGGGUGGCCUUGCAUCCCUGGGCAAGCAUCGGCCCAAAGGCUUCUUCGCCACCGAGUCAAGCUUCGAUCCCCAUCACCGGUCCCAGCCAAGUUACGAACGUCCUUCUUUCCUGCCUCCGGGACCUGGGCUCAUGCUCCGACAGAAAUCUAUCGGGGCCGCAGAGGACGACAGACCGUACCUAGCGCCCCCAGCCAUGAAGUUCAGCCGCAGCCUGUCCGUGCCGGGUUCGGAGGACAUCCCCCCGCCGCCCACCACGUCCCCGCCAGAGCCCCCGUACAGCACCCCGCCGGCCCCCUCCUCCUCGGGCCGCCUCACCCCCUCCCCGCGGGGAGGCCCCUUCAACCCCGGCUCCGGGGGACCCCUCCCGGCCUCCUCACCGGCGUCCUUCGACGGCCCCUCUCCUCCAGACACACGCGUGGGAACCCGAGACAAGGGCCUGUACCAUGGCGGGCCCCUGCCCCCCGCGCACCACCAUCCGCCCCACCACCAUCACCACCACGUGCCGCCGCCCCAGCCGCACCACCACCACGCGCAUCCGCCGCACCCCCCGGAGAUGGAGACAGGCGGCGCCCCCGACGACCCCCCGCCGCGCCUGGCCCUGGGGCCCCAGCCCAGCCUGCGAGGUUGGAGGGGCGGCGGGCCCAGUCCCGGCCCCGGAGCGCCGUCGCCCUCGCAUCACGCGGGGGGCGGUGCCGCGGGCGCCCCGCAGGCCCCGGCCCUGCGCUACUUCCAGCUGCCGCCGCGCGCCGCCAGCGCUGCCAUGUACGUGCCCGCGCGCUCCGGCCGCGGCCGCAAGGGGCCGCUGGUCAAGCAGACCAAGGUGGAGGGCGAGCCGCACAAGGGCGCCCUGCCCGCCCCCGCGCCCGCGUCCCCCGCGUCGCCGCAGCCGCCGCCAGCCGCGCCCGCGCCCGCCGAGAAGAACUCCAUCCCCAUCCCCACCAUCAUCAUCAAGGCUCCGUCCACCAGCAGCAGCGGCCGCAGCAGCCAGGGCAGCAGCACCGAGGCCGAGCCCCCGACGCAGCCCGAGCCCCCAGCGGGUGGCGGCGGAGGGGGCACGGGGGGCGGGGGCCCCUCGCCCAGCCCGGCGCCUCCCCUGUCGCCCGUGCCGCCGUCGCCGUCGCCCGUGCCCACGCCCGCGUCCCCCAGCGGCCCAGCUACCCUGGACUUCACCAGCCAGUUCGGGGCGGCCCUGGUGGGCGCGGCGCGCAGGGAGGGCGGCUGGCAGAACGAGGCGCGCCGGCGCUCCACGCUUUUCCUCUCCACGGACGCAGGCGACGAAGACGGCGGUGAGGGCGCGCUGGGCGCGGGGGCGACCCCGGGCCCGCGGCUGCGCCACUCCAAGUCCAUCGACGAGGGCAUGUUCUCCGCGGAGCCCUACCUCCGUCUGGAGUCCACGGGGGCCACGGGAAGCUCGGGCUACGCGGGCUACUCGGCGGGCGCUCGCGCCUACGCGGGCAGCGGGGCCAGCAGCGCCUUCUCCAGCUUCCUGCCGCCGCCGCGGCCCCUGGUGCACCCGCUCACCGGCAAGGCCCUAGACCCUGCCUCCCCUCUCGGGCUGGCGCUGGCCGCCCGGGAGCGCGCGCUCAAGGAGUCAUCAGAGGGCGGCGGGGUCCCCCAGCCCCCGCCCCGGCCGCCCUCGCCCCGCUACGACGCCCCGCCGCCCACCCCGCACCACCACUCGCCUCACGCGCACCACGAGCCUGUGCUGCGCCUCUGGGGGGCGGCGCCGCCUGAUCCCGCCCGCCGGGAACUGGGGUACCGGGCGGGGCUGGGUGGGCCGGACAAGCCGCUCACCGCCAGCCCGCCCGCCGCGCGGCGCUCGCUUCUGCACCGCCUGCCGCCCACGGCGCCCGGCGUGGGGCCCCUGCUGCUGCAGCUCGGACCGGAGCCUCCUGUCCCGCACCCUGCGGUCGGCAAGACUUGGAGGUCCGGAGCCCCUGAGGAACCCGAGCGGCUGCCGCUCCACGUGCGCUUCUUGGAGAAUUGCCAGCCUCGCGCGCCCCCGGCGUCGGUCUCCAGAGGGCCUUCCGCAGAGGACGGGCCUGGGAUCCCGCCGCCCAGCCCGCGCCGCUCCGUACCCGCCUCGCCCACGUCCCCGCGGGGCGCCGAGGAGAACGGGCUCCCGCUACUCGUGCUGCCGCCGCCUGCCCCGUCGGUGGACGUGGACGACGGCGACUUCCUCUUCGUGGAGCCACUACCCCCGCCUCUCGAGUUUUCCAACAGUUUUGAGAAGCCCGAGUCGCCGCUCACGCCUGGACCCCCUCACCCGCUCCCGGACCCCCCUACUCCGGUCACCCCUUUGCCCCCUGUGCCAGCCCCAGCGGCAGCUGCCCCUGCCCCGCCCACCCUGGACUCCACCGCAUCCAGCCUGACGUCCUAUGAUAGUGAGGUGGCCACACUGACCCAGGGGGCUCCUGCAGCUCCCGGCGAUCCCCCGCCACCAGGCCCACCGGCCCCAGCAGCCCCAGCGCCCCCGGCCCCGCAGCCAGGCCCAGAUCCACCACCAGGCACGGACUCUGGAAUCGAGGAGGUGGACAGUCGCAGCAGCAGUGACCACCCCCUGGAGACCAUCAGUAGCGCGUCUACGCUAAGCAGUCUGUCGGCAGAGGGAGGCGGCAGCGCUGGGGGCGGGGGCGUGGCCAGCGGGCCGGAGCUACUGGACACCUACGUAGCAUACUUGGACGGCCAGGCCUUCGGGGGCAGCGGGGCGCCAGGCCCACCGUACCCCCCACAGCUCAUGACCCCCUCUAAGCUCCGAGGCCGGGCGCUGGGGGUGGGUGGAGGCUUACGACCCGGCCCCAGCGGGGGACUCCGAGACCCUGUCACCCCCACCAGCCCCACCGUCUCUGUGGCUGGGGCCGGCAACGAUGGGCUGCUGGCCCUGAGCGCCUGUUCAGGGUCCUCUGCAGCAGGCGUGGCUGGGGGCCCGGUAGCAGUAGAGCCAGAAGUCCCUCCGGUGCCAUUGCCCACCGCCUCUUCCUUGCCUCGGAAGCUGCUGCCCUGGGAGGAGGGCCCGGGCCCGCCGCCACCACCCCUUCCCGGGCCUCUGUCCCAGCCUCAGGCCUCUGCCUUGGCCACCGUCAAAGCCAGCAUCAUCAGUGAACUCAGCUCCAAGCUCCAGCAGUUCGGGGGCUCCUCAGCAGCUGGAGGGGCUCUGCCUUGGGCCCGGGGAGGCAGCGGAGGAAGCGGGGACAGCCACCACGGCGGAGCCAGCUAUGUCCCUGAGAGGACUGCCUCCCUGCAGCGGCAGAGGCUCUCCGAUGACUCCCAGUCCUCCUCGCUCCUCUCCAAACCCGUCAGCAGCCUGUUUCAGAACUGGCCCAAGUCACCCCUGCCACCACUCCCCACCGGAACGGGCGUGUCGCCUUCUGCCACCGCAGCCCCCGGGGCCAUCUCACCCUCGGCCUCCUCCUCCUCCACCUCCUCCCGCCACCUCCAGGGUGUGGAGUUCGAGAUGCGGCCCCCGCUGCUCCGCCGGGCCCCCAGCCCCUCGCUGCUGCCCGCUUCGGAGCACAAGGUCAGCCCCGCACCCAGGCCCUCCUCCCUGCCCAUCCUGCCUUCCGGACCCCUCUAUCCAGGCCUCUUCGACAUCCGAGGCUCCCCCACCGGAGGGGCAGGCGGCUCCGCGGACCCCUUUGCCCCGGUCUUUGUGCCACCGCACGCUACUGCGGGGAUGUCCGGGGGCCUCGGAGGAGCCUUGUCGGGGGCCUCACGCUCCCUGUCGCCCACCCGUCUGCUGUCUUUGCCCCCGGACAAGCCAUUUGGCGCUAAACCUCUGGGCUUCUGGACCAAGUUCGAUGUGGCCGACUGGCUCGAGUGGCUGGGCUUGGCUGAGCACCGAGCCCGGUUCCUGGACCACGAGAUCGACGGCUCCCACCUGCCGGCCUUGACCAAGGAGGACUAUGUCGACCUGGGAGUCACCAGGGUGGGCCACCGCAUGAACAUUGACCGGGCUCUCAAAUUUUUCCUGGAGAGGUGAUGGCUGGCCUGGACGGACCAGCCCGUCCACAGAACCCUCGAACCAGCUGGCCUCUCUCAUCUCUGAUCCCGGACCGUGUUCUCUCUCCGUUCUCUCCUGGGCAGGACUCUGCUGAAACUGCGCCCUGCCCUGUCUCCUGAGGCCUGAGGUCACCAGGUGGCCCUGUACAGGCUGGACAUUUGCACCUCACAAGAGGGGGGCCGCUGACACAGGAGACCGUGUGUGUGACAUUUUGGGGGAGCGGAGGGGAGUUGAAAGGAAUUACACGGGACUGAGGAGGAGGGAAGGGUUGAUCCUGGGGGGAGGGGACAGACAGAGCCAUAGAGGGUCAGCCCUGAGCCUGACUGGAUGGGGAUGACCCCCAGCCCGCAGGGGAGGGGUGCCCUCACAUUCCACCACCUGCCGCCCCUCUAGCAGCCUUCCCGCCUCUCCAGGCCCCUCAGCUCCCCCCUCCCCCCUCCAGCACACACAGCUGCCCCUCAGACCUGCACACUGGGCUCUGCUGCACGCCUGCUUGCCCUCCUCCCCUCAGCUGCAAUUUUGCACAAAUUUGCCCUCUCGCUGUCUUGCACAUUCCGCCUUCCCUCCUGGCUGUCCCAGUGUUUUCCUUGCAUCGCUUGUGUUUCUGUCCUCAUGUCCCCCAUUCCUCUCCAUCCUUUCUCCCUGGGGCCCUCCCUUGCACCGCCCCCCUCCACUCACGCUGGGCCAUGAUGCAGACACAUAUGGGACCCACUUUCCCCGCCCCUUCCACCCUGCGCACUUCCUCUCUGGGCCCCCGUCUUGCUGAACUCCUGGGCUCCUGUUGUCUUGUGCUCCCCCCUCCUCACUCACCUCCAUUCUCUGACGCUAAAGUGCUAACCCUGCUUACUCGUGACCCCUUAUUCGCCUCUGCUCACAGCGAACUCCCUCCCCCUGCACCGUCACUUUGGCCACACCCCUGCCCGGGUCCCCAGCAGAACUUCCGGUGCUCACCCUCGCACCUCUCCCGCACCUCUCCUGCCUGGCCGCUUGCGCAGGCACACUCAGCACCCUCCCCAGUGCUCGCCUGGCCCCCAGCCGGAGGCCUCGUCUCUCUGCUGCAUAGCCCAUGGCCUAAUGCUUAUCCCUGGGCUCCGGGCACCCUGGAGUCCGCCCUCCUUCCUUCACACGCUCGAGCGUCCCGCGUGCGCUGGGGAUGCGCUACCAUUUCUUUCCGCGAGGCCCUUGCUCUUCCCACCUCGCUCCCAGCUCACCAGGCUUCCGCCUCUCACCCCCCACGUCCUCCCGGGGCCGUAGCCCCCUCAUUUUGCACGAGAAUCUCCCUCCUCCCUUUUGGCCUUCCCUUCUCUCCAAGCCCCCCCCCCUUCUCUCUCCAGCAUGGCUACUCCCUCCCGCACGCUGCCCCCAUCCCUUAUUCCUGGGGCUUGGGAAUUUUACAGCCACCCCUCCCACUUGGAAGUCCCCUCCCCUGCUGUGGGUAAAGGGGCGAGGGCACUGCCCUUAAGUUCCCCCCAUGUUCAGCUGCCAAAGAAGGGCGCUCCCCUCCUUCCCCCAAGCCCAUCCCCCUCUGCUGCCCCUACCCCCACGGGGGGGGGGCGCUCCGUCCACGAGGGGGGGGACAGCCCUCCCCUCACCAUGUCAGGGAUCUGCGGGGAACCUUGUGGGAGGGUCGUGGGAGGGGGGAGGGUGGUAGGAGAGAAGCAGAGGUCGAGCACUGGGCCCCUACCCGCCCCCUCCCCCUGGUCGGAUGCCCCCAGUCCGCAGGGGGUCUGCGCGGCGCCUGUCUGUUAAGGGCUUGUUCAUUCUGGAUGGGUGCCGCGGGGUUGGGGAGGGUGUAGGGGGUGGGGAGGGGGGAGGAGAAGAGGGGGAGGGGGGAGGGACUGGAGGGGGGGCGGCGCGGGGUGGAGAGGAGAGACUAAGCAAAAAGAAUAACAAAAUACAAAGCAAAACAAACAAACAAACCCUAGAACACACACACAUACACACAAAUCCAGAAAAAAACCUGAAAUAAAAGCCCAAGAAUUGUCUUCCAAGGGGGGUGGGAGGGGGACAGGGAGGGUCGGGUGAGGACAUCUGGUUCCUACUGACACCGCCGGAAUCUGCACGCGUCCACAACCCGGCGCCCAGGUCUUCCCUUCUGAUUGCCUCAGCUCCUUCCUCAAGGGAUCGGGACCCUGGCGACCAUUUGCUGGGACUGGAGCAGGAUUAGGGAGGCGAAAUUGUAGUUAGGGGGUGCGUUCCUACCCCCCACCACCUCCCUCCCCCGGACUCCCCACCAAGAUUUUGCAGAGAGAAAUGGCUUUUGUACCAGGUCAUUCUUUAUAAUUAAACUCACAGUAUCCACCCCCUCGA